AACUGUCUGCCUCUGCCUCUGCUUGUCUGCCUGAUGAGUGCCAGAGCCAGUGCCAGAAGCAAAAGAAUCGCCUGCCGGAGGAGGUGUUUUCUAUAAAACUAUUCGUUCGAUAGCAAGUCCCAUUCAGUUGCGAACGGUUCGUUGCAGAGCAAGGAUAUAAAAUUUUCCCAAGAAACCGUGUUUUUAAUUUUCUCUCGACCAAAAAUAUUAACAAACAACAAAAAGGAUAUUAUAAAAAAGAAAAUUCUCAUUCCAAAUCGCUAAAUAAUUUGUGGUAAUUUUUGUCAACGAAAAAUUCUCUCAAGUGAAAAAUUCAAAGAAAGAAAAUUCGACAAAAUUUUCAAAAAUAAAAAAUAAUAAGAAAAGUGCAAGAAAAAGUGAAGAAAUAUAAAACAAGUGACAAAAAUAUUUUUGGAUUACUCUCUUCAAUUAUUAUUUUACUCAACUGUCAAAUCCCAAAACGACAAAAAUUGUGUGUUUUUUUUUUAUUUUUCAAAAAUAAAUAAAUUAUAUUUUUUUUUUGAAAUACGAGAGUGCAGCAUUAUUUUGAGCUGCAAAGUGUGUAAAUCAAAGAAUAACAAACAAAUAACGGAUUUUCUCCUUCUCUCAAAUUGAUCACAAAAAAAACAACAAAAAAGUUGUAACUACAAAAGUUUACUAUAAAAGAAAUUUUAAUACUUAUCGGAAAACGAACCUCAAGGCAUUUUUCACGUGAAUGAAUUGAUUUGCAGUUAUAAAGAUUCUCCGUCUGUCUAUUUAUCUUCGUAUACCUAUAAACUAAGAAGAAGAAGAAGAAGAAGUGCGUUCUGUGCGUCUGUUAAGAUCUCAAAGCAAGGCAAACAUCGAUGUCUAAUUACUCGACAGCGACAUCCGCGACACUAAAUUGUAGCUGCUAAAAAAGGAGUGCUCUGGCGUCUGCUAGAAUUUUCCAACAGAAAAAUAAAUAAAUAAAAAAAAGGAAAUCCCAAUUCCAAUUCGAAUUCGAAUUGACUGACAAACAGCAUUUUCUGAAUUUUGCAAAUAAUUGAUGAGGAUUUAUUCCAUGUUGGGGCGAAGCGAAGAAGAAGAAAGAAGUAAAUCAGCACUUCCUCCCCAUUAUCCAUCAAUAUUCCUUUGUUAAUUCAAUUCGAUGAUAUCGAAUAUUUGUCAAAGGAUUACAUUUGCAGAGUGAAAUUUUAGAUUCACCUGCAAAAAAACCUUAAAAACCAACUUUAUUGAAAAGAAAAGAAGAACCUAACUUGACAAAUGUCAUCAAGUAUGGUCCAACAGCAACCCAUUAGACCACUAGAUCAAGAUCAAGACGAGGAAGACAAACAACAACAACAGGAUCAGGAGCAGGAUCAAGAUCAGGAACAAGAACACCAGCAUCACAAUCACCAUCAUCAUCAUCAUCAUCAAUACCAUCAAUCUACUGUCAUUGAUAUUCCAUCAGAUGACAACACUUAUGUGGAGAAUGCAAUUACUUAUAGUUCGGAAGAGGAGAAAAAAUAUCUCGCCGACUAUGAUAGAUGGUGUCCACCGCCAUUGUUUGUGAUAAUGAUAUCGUUACUUGAGAUUGGUGUCUUUCUCUAUGACUACAUGACAGUAGAUUUCCAACCCGAACAAAAUAUCCCAAUAUCCCAGGAUUCGGUGCUUAUUUAUCGACCGGAUCGUCGUCAGGAGAUUUGGCGUUUCGUAUCGUAUAUGGUGCUGCAUGCGAAUUGGUUCCAUUUGGGCUUCAAUGUUGUGGUGCAAUUGCUAUUCGGGUUGCCCCUUGAAACCGUGCACGGAUCGGCACGAAUUGCGUGCAUUUAUUUAGCCGGAGUGUUUGCCGGUUCACUGGGAACGAGUGUUGUUGAGUCGGAGGUGUAUCUAGUUGGGGCUAGUGGUGGAGUUUAUGCGCUAUUGGCAGCGAGUUUGGCGAAUUUAUUGCUGAAUUUUGGAGAAAUGAGAUAUGCUGUGUCCAAGUUGGCAUCGGUGCUUAUAUUUGUAUCAUGUGACGUUGGAUAUGCACUUUAUUCCCAAUACGUAAAUGAGCCGAAUAAAGCUCCCGCUGUAUCAUACAUUGCACAUAUAACAGGAGCCUUAGCUGGUCUAACAAUAGGUUUAUUAGUUUUAAAAAAUUUCGAACAUAAAACCCAUGAGAAUCUUAUGUGGUGGCUAGCGUUAGGUGUUUAUACAGCAUUUACAAUAUUCGCAAUUGUUUUUAAUUUAAUAAAUACAGUGACUGCGCAAAUACUCGAAGAAGAGGGUGAAGUAAUGAGACAACAUUUGCUUCAUGAUUUGGGUGUUUCGUAAAAUAAAUACUAAACAAAUAAUUAUUUAAAAAAAAAAAACUUUGUAUAAUUAAUUUUAAUGUUUUGUUUAUUAAGAAUUUUUUUUUUAUUUUUUUUGUUUGUUUUAUUUCUUGAAGUUCUAAUUUUUUUUAUUUUAUAAUUUAUUCUGUCUCUCUAAGUCGCCUCUCUAAUAAUUUCCUUAAUUAAUUAACAAAGAAAAAAACACUCGCAAAAGAAAAUAAAAACUAAUAAAUUAAAGUUUAUCCUAUAUUAAAUAAAUACAAAUAUAUUUUAUUGUUUAUUUUUUUUUAUUAUUAUUAAAUGUUAUAUAUAUUUUUUUUUUCAAUUAAUUUUAAGUAUCUAUAUAAUUAUUCUCAAUUAAUAAUAUUAAUUUAUGAAAUUGAUCCCAAAACGUGAAACAAACUGUUGUGAUAUUACCAAAGACUGAUUUGUAUAAAGAAAUAUGAAAAAUAAAAACGUAAGUUAGUAACAAAUGAAAAUAAAAAAAACUCAAAUCCAAAAAAUAAAGCUAGAAAAUAUUUGUGUAAAUAUACAUUUAAAAAUAUAUAACAUAAAAGAAUGGAAAAGUGUGUAAAAAAGAAAGUGAAAUAGUUAAUUUUCCACUAUAUACUCCUCCCUUCUCUUCGUCUCUUCUUUUUCGAAUGCGCAAAAUCACACGAAAAACCGCAAAACGCAGUGUGGUGAUUUUUUCUGUGUAGACUUGUGGUUUACUGCAGUUUUAAAGUCACUUAACUCUCUCUCUUUUUAUUUAUUAAUUUUCAAUAUCAGCUCAAAAACAAAAUUACAAACUAUUAAAAAACCUACAGCUGAAUAAAUGAUUUUUCAAAAAAUCAUAAAUUAAAACAAAAGAAAAUCAAAAAAAUAGAAUCCUUAAUUCUUCUUCGCAAGCAAGCUAAAAAAAGAAACAAAAAAUUAAUAUUAUAACUUAAAACUAGUCGACAAUUCAAUAUUAUUAAAUUUAAAGCUAAAAACAAAACAAAAAGUAUAAAAUUAGUAAAAUAAAAUAUCAUUAUAAAGAAAUAUCUAAUAAGUUUAAGGUUGUUGAUAAAUUAUAAACAAAAAGAAACAAAAUGAAAAGAUUAUUAAUUUAUAUACAAAAAAAACGAAAGCCGCCAAAUAUCCUACUAUAUCUUAUUUUUUAUUAAUUUGUUAAAACAAAACCAACUGACUCAAAAGAAAAACUGACUCUUCAAAAGGCUUAACAAAAUUAAAAAAGAAAAGAGAAACACAAAAGAGUAUUAUUAUUAUUAUUAACAUUAUUUAUUUGUUAUUUUUUUAUUAUUAUUAUUAUUAUUAUUAAUAUUAUAUAUAUUUUUGUUUUGUUAAUUUCAAAGAAAAUAAUUGUAUACAUUCAAUAAUUGAAGAAGUAAAAAAUAGAAGAAGAAAAAAAAAUACAACGAAUAUCUUCCGUUUCAUAUUAAAUUUUUGUUAGUUUUUUGUUUUAAAUGUAAAGUUAAAAAAAAAGUAUAUAAAUGAAAUAGAAAAGAAGAAUUCAAAAAACCAAAGAAAUACAAACAAAAAAUAAAUAAAUAAAAUUUGUAUGUAAAUGUAAAAUUAGAUUCAAACUAUAAAAAAAAUAUGUCCACUAAGAAUACCAAUUAAAAUUUUUGUUCUGCAAACAUUUAUCAACGAUAUAAGAAGAAAAAGAAAAAUAUGAAUUAAUCAUUUGUAUAUUGUAAUAAUCAUCAAUGUAAAAAUUACCCCCUUUUUUCGUUGCAAAGAAAAACACAACAACAACAAAAACAUGAAACAAAAAUAUUGUCGCUGCUGAUGCAAAACAAUUAUUAUAAACAAAUAAAACAAAACAAAGUUAUUGUCAAAACAAAAAAUAAAAGAGAUGAAAACACUGCCAAAAAAUAGUAUAUGUUACAAAAAAUAUCAAAAUAAUAACAAAAAAAUCAAUAAAACAAAACUAAAUUAUUAAAAAAAUUAA
Molecule: messenger RNA, 4209 nt
Organism: Eupeodes corollae
Lineage: Eukaryota; Metazoa; Arthropoda; Insecta; Diptera; Syrphidae
Product: protein rhomboid
Exons: 4
Coding region: 1246-2277 (343 amino acids)
Cellular component (GO): membrane
Molecular function (GO): serine-type endopeptidase activity
Source: RefSeq, a predicted model, not a curated record